AUGACGUUUGUCCUGACUCGGGUGGAUUACGCGAGUGUGGGAGUGACGGCCCGGGGCACCACGCGCAUAUUUCCCGCGACCGAGCCAAAGGUGCCCCAGAGAUUCGCCGUUGCCGAUCAGGACGGAGUACUUUACAUUUUCGGGCUGAAGAGAGGGGAGUUCCAGGUGUUGUUCAAGUCACUGCCAGGAGCACCGGUGAACCGACUAGUCCUCGGAGGCACGGUCUCGGCACCCAAGGACAAGAUAUUCCUCGCCCAAGGCAACACAGUCACGGGGUACACGAAAAAGGGCAAGCUCUUCCUCGAAUUCGACACAAGUCUCCUCGACACUAUAACUGCGAUGUACGUUUUGGGCUCGGAUUUGGCGGCUUGCGCGCGAGACGUCUACCACCGGUACCGGGACUGCAAGGACGCCGAUUCCUACCUGGCCGGGGAAAAGCUGUACGACGUCGUCCUCCUGCCGGUGGGCUCGGUCGUAGCUGUCCUCGCCUGUGGUGACUGUGCGAUCAGGGUACUGUACGGGACGAGGAGUCCAGCGGUCCUGAGGCUACCCAGCGUGCCGACUACGCUGACACCCUACAGGGAAGCGGAGCUGGACUCGACGGACCGCGUCCUCGUGGGCACGAUGGACGGGAAAGUCGGCUUGCUGAUGCUGGACAGCGACAAGAGUCUGCGAGUCAGCUGGAUAUUGAACCGAGCGAGCUCGGAGGUCACGUCUAUGGACACGUUUGAGCUGCAGGACGGUGUGGAUUUGAUCGUCGGCAGACAGGACGGCACCGUCGACGUUUACACCCUGCCCGAAGACGAGGACGUCGAACCCAUGCUGAGAUUUCAUUACAACGCGGGCGAGAGCAUAAGCACAGUCGUGGGUGGUUUCGUGGGCUCGGGCGAGUACUCGGAGCUGCUGGUGACUACGUACUCGGGUAAGGUGUUUGGCCUGACGACGAAGCCGGCCGGUCUGAUCGAAGCGGCCGGUGGCGAGGGAAACGUUGCCCGGCUGAGGGAAGAGAUCCAGCAGCUCGAGGCGGAACUCAAGAAGGAGUUUCCCAGCUCGAUGGGGCUCGGGAACCAGGACAGCCUCGCGCCCGUCGUCAUGUCCGUGAAUCAUCGAUUGACCCUGAACAAGGAGGGCGCGUCGUACCUCUUCACCGUUGAGUUGGACAGAUCGAUCGACAACGUCCUGAUUCAAUCUGACACUCCGAUCGAGCUGUUGGACGUCGAGGGCAACAACGCCGUGAUGAGCCUCUCGACUUGCGAUCCCAACGAGGGGAACUUUGUCCUCGCGACUUACCGCUGCCAAGACAAUACCAACAGGUUGGAGAUAAAACUGCGGAGUAUCGAGGGCCAACCGGGCACGCUUCAGGUGUACAUUACCUCGCAGAUCCAACCAAAAUGCUGCCGUAGGAUUCUGGUGCCGAUCUGUGCGCUGUCGCUCCACGCGAGAUUACACGUCGACGACAAAGAAUCGAUCGUAGGUGGACCGUUUAACGAGCUGCGAUUGACCGGUAGUUUUUCGAUGGCCGAGAUGCACGCGUGGCUUGCCCUCGCGUUGCCCGACGUGCCUGAAAGACCAAGCGUGCGGGAAGAGGAAACCGAGGCGUCGAUGAUCUACACGUCGACCUUCAUCGGCACCGUCUUGAAGUGCAGAUACAAAAAGAGCAGCGCGACUUUUCUCAGCGAAAACAUAUCGACCAUCAUCAUCCUGAGGGACCUACUCACGAAAGAGGCGACCAAGCGAAAGAUCAAGCUCGACGUGUUUUGCGACGUAGCCGAAGCGAGCGUGUCCAGAGUUUUGGAGCUGGUGAUGCCUCGUUUGAAAGAGGUCAGCGAGCUCACCGAGAAGAUAAAGAUCUUGGACGCCCUGGAGACGUGGGAGAUGAAGAGCAAUCCGUCAGAAUUGUGCUCAGAGUACCAGGAGUUGGUGAGAUGCGAGUCCGAGUUGCGGGAGAAAAUGUUAAUGAACUCGAACGCCCUGCAAAGACUGCACGCUGCUGUUACGGAUUUGUACGUUGACUGGGAACGGGCCAAAAAUUCUCGAAGAAUUUCCAGCAAACAGGCGGCACUGAAACUGCAGGGUGCGCUCGAUUUGAUGGACGCGACGAUGCUACUCGGGGCUUUUACCAUCACGGAUUCUUCCAUGGCUCCUACCGUUUCAGUACCGGCGUUGUUGCAAUAG
Molecule: messenger RNA, 2175 nt
Organism: Copidosoma floridanum
Lineage: Eukaryota; Metazoa; Arthropoda; Insecta; Hymenoptera; Encyrtidae
Product: BBSome complex member BBS7
Biological process (GO): cilium assembly; intracellular protein localization; intracellular transport
Cellular component (GO): membrane; neuron projection; ciliary basal body
Molecular function (GO): protein binding
Source: RefSeq, a predicted model, not a curated record